AUGAGCCAGAACCGGCCAUCGGCCUUCUCCUCGCUAAGAAUGGGUGAAGUCAUCCGCGAAAAGGUCCAGGACGGCGUGACCGGCGACUACAAGGACCUCGCCUACACGCAAUGCAAGAUUGUGGGCAACGGCUCCUUUGGCGUCGUCUUCCAGACAAAACUGUCGCCCAGUGGUGAAGAUGCGGCCAUCAAGCGGGUUCUGCAGGACAAGCGCUUCAAGAACCGCGAACUCCAGAUCAUGCGCAUCGUCCGCCAUCCCAACAUCGUCGAGCUCAAGGCCUUCUUCUACAACAAUGGCGAGCGGCCACAGAAGGACGAGGUUUACCUGAAUCUUGUGCUCGAGUUCGUCCCAGAGACCGUCUAUCGCGCCUCGCGCUACUUCAACAAGAUGAAGACUGUCAUGCCCAUUCUCGAGGUCAAGCUGUACAUCUACCAGCUCUUCCGCUCGCUCGCCUACAUCCACUCGCAAGGCAUCUGCCACAGAGACAUCAAGCCACAGAACCUCCUCCUAGACCCAUCAACGGGCGUGCUAAAAUUGUGUGACUUUGGAAGCGCAAAGAUACUGGUGGAGAAUGAGCCAAACGUAUCAUACAUUUGCUCCAGGUACUACCGAGCACCUGAGCUGAUUUUUGGUGCUACCAACUACACCACCAAGAUCGAUGUCUGGUCGACAGGUUGCGUCAUGGCGGAGCUCAUGCUCGGACAGCCGCUCUUCCCCGGUGAGUCGGGCAUCGACCAGCUCGUCGAGAUUAUCAAAGUCCUCGGAACGCCCACCCGGGACCAGAUUCGCACCAUGAAUCCCAACUAUAUGGAGCACAAGUUCCCUCAAAUCAAGCCUCACCCGUUCAGUAAGGUGUUCCGGAAGGCUGAUCCCCAAGCGAUCGACUUGAUCUCCAAGCUGCUCGAAUACACGCCAACUCAACGACUGUCGGCUAUCGAUGCAAUGGUGCACCCCUUCUUCGACGAGUUGAGAGAUCCCACUACACGUCUGCCAGACUCACGUCAUCCCAAUGGGGCUACGCGAGAUAUGCCAGAGCUUUACAGUUUCACUCAUCACGUAGAACUUUCUAUUGCACCUCACCUUAACCAACAGCUAGUCCCAGCGCAUAUCCGCCCUACUUUGGCUGCCCGUGGCCUGGAUUUCGAGUCACCAAACUUCAAGCCUUUAACCCGGGACCAGAUGCUGGCAAGGCUUGAUUAA
Molecule: messenger RNA, 1200 nt
Organism: Cucurbitaria berberidis CBS 394.84
Lineage: Eukaryota; Fungi; Ascomycota; Dothideomycetes; Pleosporales; Cucurbitariaceae
Product: glycogen synthase kinase-like protein-3 beta
Exons: 7
Coding region: 1-1200 (399 amino acids)
Biological process (GO): protein phosphorylation; signal transduction
Cellular component (GO): cytoplasm
Molecular function (GO): ATP binding; protein serine/threonine/tyrosine kinase activity; protein serine/threonine kinase activity
Source: RefSeq, a predicted model, not a curated record